GGCGGUGGCCCAGCGGCGGGAGAUUCAAACCUGGAAGGAGGAACAUGGAGGGCAGAGGAGCGGGCCCGGGCCGGGCGGUGUAUGAACGCCUCACAGCGGAGGAAAUGGAUGAGCAGAGGCGCCAGAACGUCGCUUACCAGUACCUGUGCCGGCUGGAGGAAGCCAAGCGCUGGAUGGAGGCCUGCCUGAAGGAGGAGCUUCCUUCCCCGGUGGAGCUAGAGGAGAGCCUUAGGAACGGAGUGCUGCUGGCCAAGCUGGGCCACUGUUUCGCACCCUCCGUGGUUCCCUUGAAGAAGAUCUAUGAUGUGGAGCAGCUGCGGUAUCAGGCAACUGGGCUGCAUUUCCGUCACACAGACAACAUCAACUUUUGGCUGUCUGCAAUAGCCCACGUCGGCCUGCCUUCGACCUUCUUCCCAGAGACCACCGACAUCUAUGAUAAGAAGAACAUGCCCCGGGUGGUCUACUGCAUCCACGCACUCAGUCUCUUCCUCUUCCGGCUGGGAUUGGCCCCUCAGAUACAUGAUCUGUAUGGGAAAGUGAAAUUCACAGCUGAGGAACUCAGUAAUAUGGCCUCUGAACUGGCCAAAUAUGGCCUCCAGCUGCCUGCCUUCAGCAAGAUUGGGGGCAUCUUGGCCAAUGAGCUCUCCGUAGACGAGGCUGCAGUCCAUGCAGCUGUUCUUGCCAUCAAUGAGGCAGUGGACCGAGGGGUGGUCGAGGACACACUGGCUGCCCUGCAGAAUCCCAGUGCUCUGCUGGGGAAUCUUCGAGAGCCUCUGGCAGCCAUCUAUCAGGAGCUGCUGGCCCAGGCCAAAAUGGAGAAGGCUGCCAAUGCCAGGAACUGCGAUGAUGAGGGCCAGGAUAUCUAUGACUGCUACCUGACUCAGGCUGAAAUCCAGGGCAACAUCAACAGUGUCAACGUCCAUGGAGCUCUAGAAGUUGUUGAUAAUGCCCUGGAAAGACAGAACCCUCAGGCCUUGCUUGAGGCCCUCCAGGACCCUGCCCUGGCUGUGCGAGGAGUGAGGAGAGACUUUGCUGACUGGUACUUGGAACAGCUGAGCUCGGACAGAGAACUGAAAGCACAGGAGUUGGGCCUCGUGGAGCUUCUGGAAAAGGAGGAGGUCCAAGCUGGUGUGGCUGCAGCCAACAUCAGAGGUGAUCAGGAACAAGCCAUGCUGCGGGCUGUGCAGAGAAUCAACAGAGCCAUCCAGAGCGGAGUGGCGGCGGACACAGUGAAGGAGCUCAUGCGUCCUGAAGCCCAGCUGCCUCCAGUGCACCCCUUUGCCUCAGCUGUGUACCAGCAGGAGCUGGAAGUGCUCCAGCGGCAGCAGCAGGGGGAGCUCAGCCAGGAGGAGCUCUUUGUGGCUGUGGAGAUGCUCUCUGCUGUGGUCCUGAUCAACCAGGCCCUGGAGGCCAGGGAUGCCAGCAGCUUCUGGAACAGUCUGGUGAACCCUGCCACGGGCCUGGCCGAGGUGAAAGGAGAGAAUGCUCAGCGUUACUUCGAUGCUCUGGUGAAGUUGCGACAGGUACGUGGAGUGAAUGGGGCCGCCUUGAGCUGGAACGACCUGCAGGCCACCGUGAGCCAGGUCAACGACCAGGUCCGGGAAGAGACCGAUCAGGUCCUUGCAGUCAGUCUUAUCAACGAGGCUCUGGAGCAGGGUAACCCUGAGAAGACCCUGUCCGCCCUUCUGCUUCCCUCGGCUGGCCUGGACGACAUCAGCCUUCCUGUUGCCCCUCGAUACCAUCUCCUCCUUGUGGCAGCCAAAAGACAGAAGGCCCAGGUAACAGGGGAUCCUGGCGCAGUGCUGUGGCUGGAAGAGAUCCGCCAGGAAGUGGGUAGAGCCAACGAGGACACCAGCACAGCUCAGAGAAUGGCUCUUGGCAUGGCCGCCAUCAAUCAGGCCAUCAAGGAGGGCAAGGCGGCCCAGACGGUGCGGGUGCUACGAAACCCCUCCGUGGCCCUCCGAGGGGUGGUUCCCGACUGUGCCAACAGCUACCAGCGACUCCUGGAAGGUGCCAUGGCAAAGAAGCAGCAUCCAGGGGAUGCAGCUUUCUGGGUUCAACAUGACAUGAAGGAUGGCACCUCCUACUACUUCCACCUGCAGACCUUCCAGGGAACCUGGGAGCGACCCCCUGGCUGCCGCCUCAAUACCUCCCACCUGACUCGGGAAGAGAUCCAGUCAGCCAUCACCAAGGUCACCGCUGCCCAUGACCGCCAGCAGCUCUGGAAGGCCAACAUUGGCUUCGUUAUCCAGCUCCAGGCCCGUCUCCGAGGCUUCCUGGUUCGGCAGAAGUUUGCCGAGCGUUCCCACUUUCUGAGAGCCUGGCUUCCAGCAAUCAUCAGGAUCCAGGCUCUGUGGAGGGGUUACACACAGCGCAAGAUUUACCUGAAACGGUUGCAGUAUUUAAAAGCAAACCUGGAUGCCAUAAUCAAGAUUCAGGCUUGGGCCCGGAUGUGGGCAGCUCGGAGGCGAUACCGGAGGCGUCUGGGCUACUUCCAGAAGAACGUUAAGUCCAUUGUGAAGAUCCAGGCGUUUUUCCGAGCUAGGAAAGCCCGGGAUGACUACAGGAUGUUGGUCCAUGCUCCCCACCCCCCUCUCAGCGUGGUGCGCAGAUUUGCCCACCUCUUGAACCAGAGCCAGCAGGACUUCUUGGCUGAGGCAGAGCUGCUGAGGCUCCAGGAAGACGUGGUCAGGAAGAUCCGGUCCAAUCAGCAGCUGGAGCAGGACCUCAACCUCAUGGACAUCAAGAUCGGCCAGCUGGUAAAGAACCGGAUCACCCUGCAGGAGGUGGUUUCCCACUGCAAGAAGCUGACCAAGAAGAACAAGGAACAGCUGUCAGACAUGAUGGUUCUGGACAAGCAGAAGGGAUUAAAGUCGCUGAGCAAAGAGAAAAGGCAAAAACUAGAAGCUUACCAACACCUCUUCUACCUGCUCCAGACUCAGCCCAUCUACCUGGCCAAGCUGAUCUUUCAGAUGCCACAGAACAAAACCACCAAAUUCAUGGAGUCAGUGAUCUUCAGUCUAUACAGCUAUGCUUCCAACCGCCGCGAGGCCUAUCUUCUGCUGCAGCUAUUUAAGACAGCACUCCAGGAGGAAAUCAAGUCAAAGGUGGAGCAGCCCCAGGACAUGGUGACAGGCAACCCGACGGUUGUAAGGCUGGUGGUGAGAUUCUACCGUAACGGGCGGGGACAGAGCGCCCUGCAGGAGAUUCUGGGCAAGGUUAUCCAGGAUGUGCUGGAGGACAAGUUGCUCAGCGUCCACACAGAUCCCGUCCACCUCUAUAAGAGCUGGAUCAACCAGACGGAGGCUCAGACAGGACAGCGCAGCCACCUCCCCUACGAUGUCACCCCAGAGCAGGCCUUGAGCCAUCCUGAGGUCCAGAGACGACUGGACAUCUCCCUCCGCAGCCUCCUCUCCAUGACUGAUAAGUUCCUUGUAGCCAUCAUUUCAUCUGUGGACCAAAUUCCGUACGGGAUGCGGUACGUGGCCAAGGUUCUGAAGACAACUCUGGCCGAGAAGUUCCCCAGUGCCACAGAGAAUGAGGUCUAUAAGGUGGUGGGGAACCUCCUGUACUACCGCUUCCUGAACCCAGCUGUCGUGGCCCCCGAUGCCUUCGACAUUGUGGCCAUGGCAGCAGGUGGCGCCCUGGCCGCCCCGCAGCGCCACGCGCUGGGGGCUGUGGCUCAGCUCCUGCAGCAUGCUGCGGCUGGCAAGACUUUCUCAGGGGAGAGCCGACAUCUGCGCGUGUUGAAUGACUAUCUGCAAGAGACGCACCUCAAGUUCAGGAGGUUCAUCUGCCGAGCCUGCCAGGUGCCGGAGCCAGAAGACCGCUUUGCGGUGGACGAGUACUCGGACAUGGUGGCUGUGGCCAAACCUGUGGUGUACAUCACUGUGGAGGAGUUGGUCAACACGCACAGGCUGUUGCUGGAGCACCAGGACUGUAUCACCCCUGAUCACCACGACCCUUUGUGUGAGCUCCUGGAGGGCCUCGGGGAGCUGCCCACCGUCCCUGACCUCAUUGGGCAGAACCUCGCUGCAGAUGGUGACGUGGAUCUGAGCAAGCUGGAAGUGUCCCUGACGCUCACCAACAAGUUUGAAGGGCUAGAGGCGGACGCUGAUGACGCCAAUGUCCAGAGCCUGCUUCUGAGCACCAAGCACAUGCUGGCUGACAUCAUGCAGUUCCACCCUGGGGACUCAGUCAAGGAGAUCCUGUCCCUCUCAGCGUCCAGAGAGCAGGAAGCAGCCCAUGAGCGGAUGAUGGGCCGACGCCAGGCCUGUGAGGCUCAAACGCCAGGGCCACUGCGACGACACCGCUCACUGACAGCUCACUCGCUCCUGCCACUGGCAGAGAAGCAGCAGCGUGUCCUGCGGAACUUGCGCCGCCUCGAGGGCCUGGGGCUGGUCAGUGCCAGUGAUGGCUACCAGGGGCUGGUGGAUGAACUGGCCAAGGAUAUCCGCCACCAGCGCAGGCACCGGCAGCGGCGGAAGGUGGAGCUGGUGAAGCUCCAGGCCACGCUCCAGGGCCUGGGCUCCAAGACCACCUUCUAUGAGGAGCAGUGUGACUACUACAGCCAGUACAUCCAGGCCUGCCUGGACCACCUGGCCCCCAGCUCCAGGAGUUCUGGAAAAGGGAAGAAGCAGCCAUCUCUUCAUUACACUGCUGCUCAGCUCCUGGAGAAGGGCGUCUUGCUGGAGAUCGAAGAUCUUCCCACUUCUCACUUCAGAAAUGUGAUCUUCGACAUCAGCCCUGGAAAUGAAGCGGGAAAGUUUGAAGUAAAUGCCAAGUUCCUGGGUGUGGACAUGGAGCGAUUUCAGCUUCACUAUCAGGACCUCCUGCAGCUCCAGUACGAGGGUGUGGCUGUUAUGAAACUCUUCAACAAGGCCAAGGUCAAUGUCAACCUUCUCAUCUUUCUCCUCAACAAGAAAUUCUUACGGAAGUGACAGGAAGUGGGUGCUGCCCAAGCCCUUCUUAUCUCGCUGGAUGCUUAUCUUAACACUAACGCACUACUCCACUUUGCUGCAGACACCCAGAGCUCAGGACUGGGCAAGGCUCACGGAGUCUCACACCUUCCCCCACUGGGAGGAGUUUGUCUACCUGGCCGCUGACAGGGUCUCUAAUUGGCUAAAGUCAGCUUUGCCCAGAGUCUGGCUGUGUGGCUUUUCAGUCCCAGAACCCCAUGGUUUUCCAGUCGGGUGGUAGGUGUGAACUGCCCUUGGCCUGGGAAGGCUGAUGCUGCCCUCCAGUGGCCACUCCAGUACUACAAGCCCUGCCCAGGUGCCCAGAUGUCCCUGUCUGCAGACUCCCUAUCCCAGCUCCCACCUCGUCAGCAGUGGGUGUUCCUGCCCUGCUGAAACCCAGGCCACUCUGCUGCUGGGACACCUCUCACCCUCACACCCAGGACAGGGGGCAGGCAGCACACGCUAAUGCCACGUGGCAUCGUGGUGGUAAAGCCAAAUGACCCUCCGUGCGCCUCCAAUCUCAUUCCUUGGUUUAUGGUCUGCUUUGUAUUUAUUCUCGCUCCCACCCCUACGCUCUGGAUCCCUGUGCAGUCUCAGUCAUGGUUUUAAUUCUUUCAUAUUUUUGAGCGCAGAGAAAGAGUUCCCAUUUCCCCUAUUCAAACUAAUAGUCAUAUCAAUCUCACACCUUGUAUUUAAAGUCACGUUGAAUCAGAGGCAAUAAGAUUCCCACUCCUAUUUAUGAGCUCAUUUUUUCAGCUUCAUACGGUACAAAAAGCAGUCCUUCCCUUCCCUUCCGCCCUCGGGACUCUUCGUGCCUCACUGCUGACUUCAGUUUCAAUAGAUCUACAUCUUUGCCCCUCUCUCUCUUGUCCCCACAUUACAGCUUCCUGUCCCCGCUGCCCGUCUGAUUUCAAUUUUAAUAAAAACUGUUACCCCACA
Messenger RNA from Manis pentadactyla (Chinese pangolin), 5897 nucleotides. RefSeq names its product IQ motif containing GTPase activating protein 3 (gene IQGAP3). The record is from RefSeq and is a predicted model, not a curated record. Lineage: Eukaryota; Metazoa; Chordata; Mammalia; Pholidota; Manidae. Gene Ontology annotation, cellular component: cytoplasm. The transcript has 38 exons. Gene Ontology annotation, biological process: regulation of actin cytoskeleton organization; regulation of GTPase activity. Bases 45 to 4940 code for a protein of 1631 amino acids. Gene Ontology annotation, molecular function: calmodulin binding; actin filament binding; GTPase activator activity.